UCUCUCUCGCUAAAGCCAAAACGCUCUUCCUUCCUCCAACGCCUCUCUCUCUCUCUCUCUCUCUCUCUCUCUCUCUCUCUCUCUCUGUUCUCUUCAUCAGAUCUCUCUCUGCCUCUGUUUUUCUCUCUCUCUCCCAAGGGAAAAAGUUGAACGCAGAGAUGUCGGAGAAUCGAUUCCUGGGAAGCAUCUCAACCUCGUCAAUCCGUAACCUUCUUCCCAAAUCGGUCUCUACCAAACAGAAGAUGAAGUUAAAUCGAUCUAAAUCGAGGCUUGAUAGUGAAAACAUUCCGCCGACGGAUCCGAACACUCAGAUCGGCAAUGGCCCACUUCCUAAGCAAUCACUCCAGAAACUGGAAAUUCCGCAGAGAGAGAUCACUAGAUCAGACUCUGCGACGAAAGUAAUAUCACCUUCAUCAGAUCCACCAGUCAAGGUUAUAGUGAGGAUUAGACCAGAUAAUGGUCGUGAAAGAGAAGGAGAUUGGUUUGUCAGGAAGAUCUCAGAUGAGUCAGUAGCUGUUGGGGAGAGGAAGUUUAACUUUGAUUCAGUUCUCGACUCAAAAUCGAACCAGGAGGAUGUUUUUCAAUUGGUUGGUGUUCCUUUAGUUAAAAAUGCAUUAGCGGGUUACAACACCUCAGUCUUGGCAUAUGGACAGACUGGAAGUGGCAAGACUUACACAAUGUGGGGUCCUCCAAGCGCAAUGGUUGAGGGAUGGGAAGGCAAUAGUCACCAGGGCAUUGUUCCACGGAUCUUCCGGAUGCUGUUCUCUGAGAUUCAGAGAGAACAGGACAAUUCAGAAGCUAAACAGAUAAAUUAUCAAUGCCGCUGUUCAUUCCUUGAGAUAUACAAUGAACAAAUUGGCGAUUUACUUGAUGCAACUCAACGCAACCUAGAGAUAAGGGAUGAUGCCAAACAUGGAUUUUAUGUAGAGAAUUUGACUGAGGAAUAUGUAACAAGUUAUGAGGACGUUACCCAAAUUUUAAUCAAGGGGCUCUCAAAUAGGAAGGUUGGAGCGACGAGCAUAAAUUCAAAAAGUUCAAGAUCACAUAUUGUGUUUACAUGUGUGAUUGAAUCCUGGUGUAAGGGGACAUCAUCAAAAUGUUUCAGCAGUUCAAAGACCAGCAGAAUCAGCCUUGUUGAUCUUGCUGGACCGGAAAGAAAUAAACUUGAUGAUGCUGGGAAGCAAGGUGUGAAGGAGGAAAAAUGCGUAAAGAAGUCUCUAUCGCAGUUGGGGCACCUAGUCAAUAUUCUUGCUGAAGAAACUCAGUCAGGAAAGCCUCGAGAAGUUCCUUACAGAAGCUCCAGGUUAACACAUUUGAUGAAGGAAUCACUUGGUGGAAAUGCCAAGCUUGCCGUUAUAUGUGCCAUUUCUCCAGACAACAAGAGUAGCUGUGAAACAUUAAGCACACUCAGAUUCGGGCAGAGAGUAAAAUCCAUCCACAAUGAGCCAGUAGUCAAUGAAAUAUCAGAGGAUCAUGUUAAUGACCUGAGUGACCAGAUUCGUCAACUAAAGGAAGAACUCAUAAGAGCAAAAUCAAGUGUAUCAGGCAAAUGUGGGUUCUCUAAAGUUCAAAGCACACGUGAAAGCUUGAAUCAGUUGAGAUUGAGCCUUAAUCGUUCAUUGAUCCUACCCCACUUUGAUAAUGACAUCGAGGAGGAAGUAAAUGUUAAUGAGGAUGAUGUAAGAGAACUACGUCUCCAAUUAGACAGUUUGCAUAGUUCGGGUGAAGAGAAUAUAGAAGACACCUAUGAAAACAGAACCUGCAUUCAGUUUUCUUCUGUAGAAGGAGGUUCUGACACAGACAGGACAAGUGAACAUUAUGGAAGCUGUCUAGAAGAAAGUGAACUUGAAGAAACUAGCCUAGAAAAUUCUCAGACGCAACUUCAACAAGAGGAGAGCACAUCAUCUGCCGAUAACGUUACAUGUGGGGCCAACAGUUUUAGGACAGCAGAUACUACAUUACGGAGUAGCAGCAUUUCAAUUAGUUCAUUUUGUCACGCUCCAGUGCUCCAAGAUCCAACCUUGUCUGAGUCUCCAAAAUUUCAAAAUAACAACAGGAAAAGCAUAGCAUUUGCAUCGACUCAUCUGGCAAGUGAGAACAUUGUAUCAGAGAGUUCUAAGUUCAAUUCAGAUGUAUUACGAAAGUCACGUAAUGGAGGUGAUCACAUUCGAUCCUCUCUGCAUUCAAGCAAGAUAUUUCCAGGCCCCACGGAGUCCCUGGCAACUAGCCUUCAAAGAGGCUUACAGAUAAUUGACUAUCACCAGAGGAAUUCAGCAUCAAGUACACCUUCAGUUGCAUUCUCUUUUGAGCACUUGGCAUUGAAGCCAUGUCCAACAGUUGACAAAGUCAAUGCUUCUGAACAAACCUUACCAAAAGAGAGGUCAUCUUCUGAUGGACAUUCUGCUUCUUUUCUAUGUGCAUCAUGCCGGAGGGCAGGAGGAUUUACAUCAACGGAAGUACAGGAUAAUUUAAAUAGACCAACUGCCGAAGUUCCUGAUGUUGUAAAAGAUUUGGCAGAAGCCAUUAGGAGAGAGAAGGAGCUGCAAAAUAUUUGCACAGAGCAAACAGCCAAAAUUGAGCAGCUAAAUCUUCUGGUAGAGCAAUAUAAACAUGACAGCAAAGGUAAUACUCUAGUUGCUGAGGAAUUGAAGAAUGAGAUAGUACUUGUUGAGAAGCCCCAGAAUGAAAAAUCUAUUCCGCUGGAGGAUGAAAGGAAGUUUCUGGGUUGGGAUAAAUAUGAUAAUGAGCAAGAGGAUAUGAAUGAAAAAUGUGAUAUAAAAGAAGUCAGGGAAGAGAUGGAGAACGAGUAUGGGAACACAUCCUUCGAUAUUAAUGAGAAGGAAGCACUCCUCAGUGAAAUUCAAAGCUUAAGAAGCAAGUUGCAGUCUGUUACUGAUGGAUCUCCUAAAGCAUCGUCUGGGAGAGUGAGAUCCUCCUUGUUGUCACGAUCAAUUCAGUUGAGGAAAAGUGGUGCAUACUCCCUUGGGGGUAACAAUGAGGAAGAACUUGAGAAAGAAAGACAGAGAUGGAUGGAAAUGGAAAGUGACUGGAUUUCUUUGACUGAUGAGUUGAGACUCAAUCUUGAAACCAACCGCGGACGUGCAGAGAAGGUGGAGAUGGAGUUGAGAUUAGAAAAGAAGUGCACCGAGGAGUUAGAUGAUGCACUUCAAAGAUCUGUCCAUGGGCAUGCUAGAAUGGUCGAACACUAUGCUGAGCUACAGGAGAAGUACAAUGAUCUGGCCGAAAAGCACCGCCUCAUGAUGGAAGGGGUGGCAGAGGUGAAAAAGGCAUUUGCAAAGGCAGGAGCAAAGGGUCGUGGCUCUCGUUAUGCGAAGUCCUUGGCAGCAGAGCUAUCAGCCCUUAGAGUGGAAAGAGCAAGGGAAAUGGAAUUGUUGAAAAAGGAGAACAGAAGCCUUAAAAUCCAACUUAGAGACACUGCAGAAGCUGUUCACGCAGCUGGAGAGCUCCUUGUGAGGCUGAGAGAGGCUGAGGAAGCAGCUUCAGUGUCAGAGGAGAAUUUCACAAAGGUUGAGGAAGAGAAUGAGAAGCUAAAAAAGCAAGUGGAGAAGCUCAAAAGAAAGCACAAAAUGGAGAUGAUCACCAUGAAACAGUACCUUGCAGAGAGCAGACUCCCAGAAUCUGCACUGAGACCUUUGUACAGGGAGGAUUCUGAUGUAGCAUACAACACUGCCUCGCUGCCCGAUGACGAUGACCAGGCAUGGAGAGCAGAGUUUGGAGCCAUAUAUCAAGAUCAUUACUGAGUCCUGAUUGCAUCAAGACCCUACUUGGGUCCAAGCCAAUCAGCAGUUGUAUAAUUCAUGUGAAAUUUCUAUCUCAUUCCUAUUCUUUUUGUUCUUUCUUCCAUUCCAUUUCAGAAGAUGACUGAAAGAAAGCUCUUUCCCUAUCAUUUUCUACUGUUCUUUUCCUUCCUUUUGGCUGUUCAAACAAAAACAAAUUCCCUUCUUUCAUCCACUUCUUGUUGUAGUAAAGAUAUGGGUGUGUGGUUUUCUUAUUUUCA
Messenger RNA from Diospyros lotus (date-plum), 4018 nucleotides. Its product is annotated as kinesin-like protein KIN-12F. Gene Ontology annotation, biological process: microtubule-based movement. Gene Ontology annotation, molecular function: ATP binding; microtubule binding; microtubule motor activity. The record is from RefSeq and is a predicted model, not a curated record. NCBI's taxonomy places the organism in Eukaryota, Viridiplantae, Streptophyta, Magnoliopsida, Ericales, Ebenaceae.